AUGGAACAUUCAUUGCUGUUGGGUAUUCAAAGUCAUAUCUGUCUUGCUAUCAAAUCAUUUUGCAAAGUCACAUUUUUUCUGUUAUGGCUAAUACAUAAAAAAGUUAUAUACAUCUCUUCUGCUUUCACACAGACCACACAUAAAGGUAAUGUCACCGCAUUCUUCUUUUUGGGAUUUAACAACAAUGGUGUAUAUAAUCUGCUGCUCUUCACCUUGGUCCUUAUUAUAUACAUUGGGACAAUAUGUGGAAACUUUUUGAUCAUCAUGCUGGUAUAUUACAGUAAGACCCUUCAUUCCCCCAUGUACUUCUUCCUCUCCCAACUCUCUAUAUCUGACAUCAUGCUGACCACAGAUAUCGCUCCUAACAUGUUACAUAUUGUUCUACAUGAGAGGACCUCCAUAUCCUUUUCUGGUUGCAUCACUCAAUAUUAUGUCUUUGGCUCAAUAGAAGUAUUUGAAUGUUUCCUUCUGACAGUGAUGUCCUAUGACCGCUAUCUAGCCAUAUGCUCUCCUCUGCAUUAUACCUCCAUCAUGAAACAAUCACUUUGCAUUACAUUACUUCUUGCAUCCUGGAUUUUCAGCUGUUCUAUAACAUUAAUAUCAACACUUGGCUUAUGUCAACUAGAAUUCUGUGGAUCCAAUGUUAUUGACUAUUUAUUUUGUGAUUUCAAUCCUCUUGUGGAACUUUCCUGCUUAGAUACAUCCAGAGUUGAAAUGGAAGUUACCUUGUUGUGUGUUCCUGUGCUAAUAUUACCCUUCCUAGUGAUAGUGAUUUCAUAUACUUACAUUGUUUUAACAAUAUUAAAGAUAUCCUCCUUUUCUGGAAGACUGAAAUCCUUUUCCACCUGUAGCUCCCAUCUCACUGUUGUGUUUAUAUUUUAUGGAACCCUAAUUGCUGCAUAUAUGAUUCCAAAGAAAGGACAAUCACAAACGAUCAGUAAGAUAAUGUCCUUGUUGUACACGGUUUUUACUCCCUUUGUAAACCCUUUCAUAUACAGCUUGAGGAAUAAAGAGAUCAAGGACAGUUUAAAGAUGUUAUAUAUAAGCUUUUUAUUUAAAACCAUUAGUAAAAGUUAA
Rana temporaria (common frog) is the source of this 1077-nucleotide messenger RNA. Its product is annotated as olfactory receptor 10A7-like. The coding region runs from base 1 to 1077 and encodes 358 amino acids. The transcript has a single exon. Gene Ontology annotation, biological process: G protein-coupled receptor signaling pathway. Gene Ontology annotation, molecular function: G protein-coupled receptor activity; olfactory receptor activity. Gene Ontology annotation, cellular component: membrane. The record is from RefSeq and is a predicted model, not a curated record. NCBI's taxonomy places the organism in Eukaryota, Metazoa, Chordata, Amphibia, Anura, Ranidae.